UGAAUUUGGCGCUCAAUCCUUUCUUAGAGUCUCUCCUAUCCCUUCUUCUUCUUCUCUCUCCUCUCUCUCUCUAAAAAGUGUCAUUUGUUUCUCUUCAUAAGAACCUAUAUCCUACAGAAAAUCUAAAGAGAAGUCAUAGAAACAAGAGAAGUGUCACACGCACUAUAACUAUAUCUAUAAAUAUAGAGAGAGAAUGAGAGAGAACUUCUGAGAUAUUUAGAGAGAGAAAGAGAGAGACAGACAAACGGCUUGAAACUACUAUAUAGUGUUUUUGUUCUUAUUUCACAUACUUCUUUCUUUUCUCUAUGUUUUCUCUAAUCAUUUCAUAAGAGAUCUUCAUUCUCAACAACUUCUUGAGUCUUAAAGAUUAAAUCUUUAAUCUAAAAAUUCAUUUUUUUCAUCUGGGUUAUUAAAAAAAAUUAGUUUUUUUUUCUUCUUUCAUUUUCUGUGGUAUUUUUCAAUGGCACCAAGUUUUGAUUUUGCUAGUCUUCUGUGUACUGAAGACACCAGUUUUUUCGAUGAAAAUGAUUUCGGGGGUUCAAUGGAGGUUUUGGAAGAGCCAUGGCAAGUUGAGUAUGAUCCUCCAAUCCUUGAUGAACCUCAGCAAUUGGAUGAACCAAUUGGGGCGGUUCCACCUUUGCUGAGUGAGGAGAGUGUGAAGGUUUUGGUUGAAAAGGAAUGCUGUCAUGUGCCUGCUAGUGAUUAUGUCAGUAGGUUGAAAAUUGGGGAUUUGGAUUUGGAGGGGAGAAUGGAGGCUAUUGAUUGGAUUCAUAAGGUUGGAAUGCAUUUUGGUUUCGGGCCGUUGUGUGUGUAUCUAGCUGUGAACUUCAUGGAUCGCUUCCUGUCUGCGGUUGAUAUGCUAAAGGAUAGAAUGUGGUCGAUUCAACUCUUGGCUGUGGCUUCCUUGUAUCUUGCAGCCAAAAUUGAUGAGACUGCUGUUCCUCGGUCUCUUGAUAUGCAGAUGAAUGAAGAGAAGUAUUUAUUUGAUAACAAAACAAUACUUAAGAUGGAGCUUAUGAUACUAAGCACAUUGAAUUGGAGAAUGCAUUCAAUCACACCUUUCUCCUUCAUUGACUACUUUCUCAACAAGCUCACCGAUGAUCAGGUUCCAACCGAAGAUUCUUUUCCGAAAUCUUUCCAACUCAUCAUGAGUACUAUAAGAGGACUUGACUUCAUUCACUUCAAGCCAUCCGAAAUCGCAGCAGCUGUUGCGGUAACAAUAUCUGCCGAGGGCGAAAACCGAACCGUUGAAACUGAUAAAGCAGUUUCUCUUCUGACUCAAUACGUAGAUAAGGAGAGAGUUAUGAAGUGCAUUGAAAUGUUUCAACAGCUGGAAUCAUCAUCAGACACUGCUUCUGCAGAGGAUUCUCUAUGCCUCAGCAACAUAAAUGCUGCUAAUGCUACCACUUCAUCAUCACUUGCAAAUUCUUCAAAUAAUUCCAAUAGCCCUGAAGCCAAACGCAUCAAACCAAACAAAACCAAUGAAGCAUAGCAUUUUUUUCAAUGAACUAUGCAUGCCCCUCUCACAAAACACCAAUAAACAAAGCAACAAAACAGAUAGAGAAAAAUCAAACAAUAAAAAAUGAAAAUAAAGUAUAGAAUAUGGAGGAUUUUAUAGAACAAAGAUUAGAGCAUUUUUUGUUGUUUGUAACAAAGGUUUUUGUUCUACUUUUAUGAAGUGAAGGAGUAAAAUAGAAUCCAUAUAGACAAUAAAAGUAAUAAGAGGUAGGGGCAAAGGUACUAUAGGACUAGAUGUUCAUAAGUUUUGGAACAUUUGUUUUAUGAAUGUCAUUGUCUUUAUUCUAUUUCAAUUGGUUAUUUAAAUAUUUUUUCACAGAUUUUGAAAAAAGUUUGCAAAUAAAUAGUAUUAUUACUGAACUGUCACUAUUUGGAACUUGUUUUUCUCUACAGUAUGGUGUCAG
Vicia villosa (hairy vetch) is the source of this 1922-nucleotide messenger RNA. RefSeq names its product cyclin-D4-2-like. Gene Ontology annotation, biological process: regulation of cyclin-dependent protein serine/threonine kinase activity; mitotic cell cycle phase transition. Gene Ontology annotation, cellular component: cytoplasm; nucleus; cyclin-dependent protein kinase holoenzyme complex. Lineage: Eukaryota; Viridiplantae; Streptophyta; Magnoliopsida; Fabales; Fabaceae. Gene Ontology annotation, molecular function: cyclin-dependent protein serine/threonine kinase regulator activity. The transcript is spliced from 6 exons. Bases 461 to 1492 code for a protein of 343 amino acids. The record is from RefSeq and is a predicted model, not a curated record.